AACAGAAGUUCCUGCGCGUGGACUGUUAACUGCAAAUAAGUAUUUUUGCCCCACCCACAAUCAACUACGUCACGAAAUACGGAAAUGAAGGAUUAAAGGAGUAAACAAACCCCAAAUCUCUUGGUCGAGAAGCAGAAUAACUUCGGACAAGGUCAAAUGUGCUUGGAAGAGCAUUUAACUUAGCUCUUAGCCUGUUUUAUUUCAUAAAAUGGACCCACCAAGGCGCUUGCAAGUGUAUUGUGCACACUAGCCUAUUCGAUGAGAACACAUUGCUGAUUGUAUUCAAACAGAGGCGCUUGUUUCACUUGUGACACGUGUUUGCAGUGGGCCUGCACAUAAAUGGAAGCUCCAGUCACACCUCCAUUGCCCCCCAACUCAUCCCUGUCUCCCCCUAUCCCUCUGCAUCCAGCAGUUGCCCCAUCAGUAGAGCUUGGAAUCACCAUACUCUACACUGCUCUGUAUGGAAGCCUCUUUCUGGUAGUAUAUGCCCAGCUUUGGCUCCUCUUACUUUAUCGACACAAGCGGUGGAGCUACCAGAGUGUUUUCUUGUUUUUAUGCCUACUUUGGGCUGCCCUUCGUACCACUCUGUUCUCCUUUUACUUCUGCAAUGCCCUGGAGGCCAACCAUCUGCCCACGCCCAUCUAUUGGCUGCUCUACUGCUUCCCUGUGUGCUUGCAGUUCUUCACCCUCAGCCUCAUUAAUCUCUACUUCACUCAGGUGUUACUGAAAGUGAGAGAAAAGUACAGCUCAGAGCCUGGCAAAGAACUGUGUUUGGCACGCUGUAUGUACGCCACAUUAAGCGUCUUGUUCUUGUGUGUCAACGUGGUGUGUGCUGUUCUCGGCCAGCGCGGGGAAGAUGGAGGCCGAACAUGGAGUUUGGUUCUGGUCCGGGUCUUGGUCAACGACCUUCUCUUCAUCCUUGAGGCAGUAUGCCUCGCCGGCCUGUUGCUUGUUCUGGCUCGCCGGUCACCUACCACCAACCUUUACCUACACAGUAAGGGUACGACACUGUGUCGUACGGCAGUGCUGGGAGCAGGUGUCAUCCUGCUGUUCUCCAGUAGGGCCUGUUACAACCUGGCUGUCCUUAUGCUGUCACACAGCUGCAGGGUGGAGUCGUUCGACUUUGACUGGUACAACAUCUCUGACCAGGCUGACCUUCGUAGUGAACUAGGGGACCGUGGCUACCUGGCUUUUGGGGCCAUUCUCUUCAUAUGGGAGCUGCUCCCAACCAGCCUGCUCAUCCUCAUAUUCAGGGUUCGACGGCCACCUCAGGAAGCGGUCAGCAGCAUCGUCAUCAAUAACAGACUUCCCCGCCCGUAUUUCUUUGAUGAUCCACAGGGAGUGGAUGGGGAAUCGCCUGUUCCGUGGGCCCACAGCGCCCAGCCACACACAGGUUGGUAUGGAUCGAAGGAGACAACUCCCCUUCUCUUUGCCAGCAACACAGCCGAAAAUGACCAGCACCACUCUUUCUACUCCACCCCUCAGAACUGAUUCAUUUUUUGGGGGGAGAGGGGGAAGGAGAAGUGGUUGUGAGCCGCUGAAGGGAAAUACAGGAGGCUUGUCACCACCCAUUGGACCAAUGCGUCUUUGCACUAAAAACUCAGGAAGUCAUCAACCAGAGUUGAUUAUGCACCUUGAGAUCAAAACACACCAUUUUAUAGUCAUUGCUAUAAAGGAUAGUGUUAAUACCACUACCCAGCAUUUUAGCAUGACCAAUCAAUGUAUUUAUGUCUUUGUAUAACACACCAUAAUGUUUUAUAGAAAUGUUGCCCCUCAGAACCAAUUACCAAAUGGAGGUGAAUGGAUUUUCCUUUUGUUAUAACAGGUAGGCUAGACAUUAUUCUCAGUAACCUUUGUAAUAUAGAUAACUGUUGUACUUGUUUUUUUGUGUGUUACAAAUGUAACUUUUUAAGGUUAACAGCUUUUAAAGGCCACAUACCUAUUUUCACCUGAGGAAUAAUUGAAGGGAAUUUCAUUUUUACUUUACUGUCUAUAAAGCAAAUAAAACAUUACAACAGUUCUUUUUUUA
Messenger RNA from Osmerus eperlanus (European smelt), 2029 nucleotides. RefSeq names its product G protein-coupled receptor 137 (gene gpr137). The transcript is spliced from 8 exons. Bases 340 to 1491 code for a protein of 383 amino acids. NCBI's taxonomy places the organism in Eukaryota, Metazoa, Chordata, Actinopteri, Osmeriformes, Osmeridae. The record is from RefSeq and is a predicted model, not a curated record. Gene Ontology annotation, cellular component: lysosomal membrane. Gene Ontology annotation, biological process: positive regulation of TORC1 signaling.